CAUUUGUCAAAGCUUUUCACGAUGCCGAGAGGGAACUUCUACGUGCAUCGCACUUUUCAAGAUUUAUCGUCUGGAAUUUCUUUUAAUUAAUGAUCGCUGUCUCAGUAGUUUUCCAUGAGUUAAAUUUUUAAAGAUAGCGCGUCUUAAUACGAUCUCUCCACCAUGUCUGAAUCGACCUCAGCUGCCGUAACGACAAUAUCAUUUAUUUUAGUCGUUACAAAUGUGAUAGGAAACUCACUUGUUUGCUGGAUCAUAAAAAAGAACCGAAAUAUGAGAAUAUCCUUGAAUUAUCUACUUGUCAACCUGGCUGUAGCAGACAUCUUGUACGCGGUGUUCAUAGCACCAAAAGUUCUUGUCAAAUUGACUGUCUCCCACCCUGACGGGCUGACAGGGAUAUUCCUGUGCAAAUUGGUGACAGGUGGAAAUCUUGCGUGGGUUGGAAGCGCUUCCUCGAUUGUUACCCUGGUUGCCAUCUCGGUUGAGCGAUAUUAUUCGGUCAUGUAUCUAUUUAACAAAAAAGGAAAACUCACCAGGCGUAGACUUAAGGUGAUCAUUGCUAUUUCGUGGAUAUUCUCUUCAAUCUUCAAUUUGCCGGUGUUCUUGGUCAGGUCCUUUGAUGAUAAAAGCCAACAGUGCCUUCUAAGCUAUCCGGAGGAGUGGAUUAUUAAGGCUCGGGAAACGGCUUGGCUCGUCUUGACAGUUGUUCCCUUAUUGAUAAUGAUUGGCCUAUACUACAGAGUCGUGCACCUUUUGUGGUUCAAAAAUUGUGGUGGGGACAGUCAGUUCAGCAGCAAACAAAAGGGUGUGCUGAGAGUACGAAAACGAGUGACUCUAACUGUGAUAACCGUCAGUGUCAUCUUUGGAAUCUGCUGGGGGACGAGUUCAUUUAUCUAUUUUAUGAUUAACGUGAUAUCCUGCGACUUUGGAGCAAUCGUUGUAACAGUUGCAGACAUUUUGAUUCUUUUCAAUUCCACUGUCAAUCCGUUUGUGUAUGCGUUGUUAAAUCACCAAUUCAGAGAAAAAAUGAGAGGGACAACAUGCUGCUCUCGUUCCUCGCCAUUCAGAAUCCAUCAUAUAAGGAACCCACCGAGCAAAGAGUUAGCGGAUGAUAGUGUCGCUCACUUGUCGCAGACCGGAAGAAUAAGAAAAAGCGUUCCAGUAAAUGCUGUUUAUUCUAGAACUUAGUGAAUUUCAACUUGUAUAACAGCAUUAAAUGGAUUCAACAAACAAAGCUGGCAAUUGUAGAUUAGCUGAAUAUUUAGACGGUGUACGGGGCAAACUCUUCCCCAGAAAUGACUGCGAUCCCUUCAGCCGGCGCCACAUAUCUAGUAAGCGAUGUAAGAAACUGGCUGAUAAAAACAAAUGCCAAGAAAAAUGGAGACGAAUGAAAAGACACAUAGCGUGUUAAUCCAUCUGUUUAAAAUCCAUUUAGUUAUUUCUAUCCUCAUCCUUCCCACUACUGAGAAAAUAUGGCAACGACCUUAGCAAAAAAAUGAAAAUGUUUCAUAGUUAGGUUUAUUUGAAGGAUUGUUUAAAUUGCCUUAAAAUCCACUAU
Molecule: messenger RNA, 1555 nt
Organism: Pocillopora verrucosa
Lineage: Eukaryota; Metazoa; Cnidaria; Anthozoa; Scleractinia; Pocilloporidae
Product: QRFP-like peptide receptor
Biological process (GO): G protein-coupled receptor signaling pathway
Cellular component (GO): membrane
Molecular function (GO): G protein-coupled receptor activity
Source: RefSeq, a predicted model, not a curated record